This is a messenger RNA of Ruditapes philippinarum (Manila clam), 1608 nucleotides long. RefSeq lists its product as uncharacterized. The transcript is spliced from 6 exons. Lineage: Eukaryota; Metazoa; Mollusca; Bivalvia; Venerida; Veneridae. The coding region runs from base 206 to 1186 and encodes 326 amino acids. The record is from RefSeq and is a predicted model, not a curated record.
CAAGAAUAAUAUGACUAAUGAUGCUUGUUUUUUUCUUCUGUAUGUCUCCUAUGAUAUACUUUACCCUGCUUACCAGGAAGUUUUGUUUCAUCUUUUGAACUUUUACGCAAUUAACAUGAAUUGUUUACAUGAUUGGAUAAAAUAGUUAUUACAUUAUCACACUGUUCAAGUUUGAAAUUGUUAAUGUUAAUGCACUUAGCAGUAGAUGUGUGAUAUUGUAAAACAGAAACGGAUAAACAUGCAAGUGACAAAAACGUUGGUGUAUUUGUUUCAAAUAGUGGUUUACCUUUGUCAAGAAACAAAUGGUGACGUGAGUCAAUGUGGUGGAAGAACUCCAGCUGUUCGUAUCUGCAAACACUCGGAAGUAACUAUGGUUACAAAAGUUUUCAUAGAAACUGCCUAUGUACCGCCACGUCAGAGAAAUAAAUGUAAAUGCAAUGUAACACCAGCAUUAUUGAAUAGCAGCGUUUCACUGUUUUACCGGAAGAUUUCGCGGGAAAGUAAAAACGUUUAUUUCAAAUUUCAAGACAUCAUCUUAAACAAAACAGAAGAACGUGCUAACUCAACCCUUACUAAAGAAAAUGAGCUGGUUUUGGAAACAACAUCUGAUUUCAACACAAAGGAUGUUUGCCUUAUUAUUUCCACAGAAGGGGUUUUAAAUUCAGAUGAUGAAUCAAAAUUCAAUAUAUUCUGUGAAGAGUCACAAUGGGCUGUUACACAAUCCACGGUUCCAGAGAUUACGAUUAGUGAACUUAAGACAAGUACAAAUUCAACAUUAGAAAAUAGCAGUGAUGUAGAUAUUUGUACUAUUGGUAUCGCUACUGGCGGAAUUGUUUGUGUUAUUGUGGAACUUGUUGCAAUUCUUAUAAUUUGCUACAAAAGGGGAGCCAAGAAACAGAAGAAAAAUGUGAGGACACCAAAACUAUCACAGGAAGAGAACGAAACAUCUGCAAGAAACGACGAAGAUGAUAAUGGUUAUUAUAUGACAGAGAAUCCUUUGUAUAACGUGACUGAACCCAUAAUGGUCAAGAAUGAGUCCCCUCUAUAUUCGCUGGUACAAAAGCGUGCACCGAAUAAUGAACAAAGAAUGGAAGCAUAUGAUGAUAAUCCAGACUUACCAAAUAACUUAACGCAACAUUUGGUGUUCCAGCAAACUGGCGAAAACAGCAUAGUUGACUUUGAAUAGUUUGGUGACGCUACUGACAGUGAGUGCACUGAAAUCCGAUACGUCGAUGUUGUCAGUGGUUUUUACAAUAAAAAAAAUGAUGUUUAAAACUUACUGUAAUACCGUCAUUUAAUUCUACAUCGUACAUUUAUGAUAACAGAAAAGGUUACCUAAGAAAGUUAAAUUUUUCAUUUUUUUACAUUUUUUGAUAUUAAUUAUGCUAUUGACAUUGAAUGACACGUUAAUGUUUUAUGAUCACUAUCUUAGGAAUACAUCUGCGGAUUUUGAUACAAAUUAAAACAUAUCAUUUUCUACUAUUUAUUACUGCUAGUGCUAGUGUCAGUGGGCGGAAUUGCUUGUUUUAACCACUGACGUCUUUAUACAGGCUCAAUUAAAGCGAGCAUGCAAUGUCGUACGGGCCGACCAAUGCGGAUUUGUUAUUU